UUUCACAGCACUAGCAAGCCAUGGCUAGAUCCCUCGUCUUUCUCUUGCUCGCCCUCGCUUCCGCCCUCUCAACCCUAUCCCUGCCCGCAGCCGAGGCGCACCGCGAUCCGUCCAUCGCCUCCCUGAUCACCCGGCAGCUCUUCGACACUAUCUUCCUCCACAAGGAUGACGCCGCCUGCCCAGCCAAGGGCUUCUACAGUUACGACUCGUUCGUGCGGGCCGCGAGCUGCUUCCCGGAGUUCGGCCGCACAGGGAGUGCGAGCACGCGCAAGAGGGAGGUCGCGGCCUUCCUCGCGCAGGUGUCACACGAGACUACCGGCGGGUGGCCGACGGCGCUGGACGGGCCAUACGCGUGGGGGCUGUGCUUCAAGGAGGAGGUGAGCCCGAAGAGCGACUACUGCGACCCGAGCAACAAGGAAUGGCCCUGUUACCCGGGCAAGUCCUACAGCGGAAGAGGACCCAUCCAACUGUCUUGGAACUACAACUACGGACCCGCGGGGAGAGCGCUGGGCUUCGACGGGCUGAGGAACCCGGAGGCGGUGUCCAACGACUCGCUGGUGGCGUUCAAGACGGCGCUGUGGUUCUGGACGACGGAGAGGAAGCCCAAGCCCUCCUGCCACGCCGUCAUGGCCGGGAAGUACCGGCCGUCCAAGUCCGACCUCGCGGCGAACCGGACAGCCGGGUUCGGGCUCGUCACCAACAUAAUCAACGGCGGCCUCGAGUGCGGCAUCCCGGGCGACGAGAGAGUCAACGACCGGAUCGGCUACUUCCAGAGAUACGCCAGGCUGUUCGGGGUCGACACGGGACCUAACUUGGAUUGCCAAAACCAGAAGCCCUUCUAGUAAAAAGAAAAAAAAUACAAAAUAAUUGGAUUGAAGAGAUGACGAAGAUUAGUUGGGUACCAUGAUCUCGUGCGUCCUAAAUAAAAUUUUGCAAAAUGGUCCUUGUCGGGACAAAUGGUAAAUUCCAAGAGAA
Messenger RNA from Rhodamnia argentea, 975 nucleotides. Its product is annotated as chitinase 10-like. Gene Ontology annotation, biological process: chitin catabolic process; cell wall macromolecule catabolic process; carbohydrate metabolic process. Lineage: Eukaryota; Viridiplantae; Streptophyta; Magnoliopsida; Myrtales; Myrtaceae. The transcript is spliced from 2 exons. The record is from RefSeq and is a predicted model, not a curated record. Bases 21 to 842 code for a protein of 273 amino acids. Gene Ontology annotation, molecular function: chitinase activity.